Molecule: messenger RNA, 5545 nt
Organism: Gossypium raimondii (Peruvian cotton)
Lineage: Eukaryota; Viridiplantae; Streptophyta; Magnoliopsida; Malvales; Malvaceae
Exons: 9
Coding region: 992-4978 (1328 amino acids)
Source: RefSeq, a predicted model, not a curated record
UCUCUCUUUCUGGCAGAGAUUCUAUUAUCAAUUUUAUCAUCAUCUUCCCCAAUUCUUUUUGUCAUUUAAAAUUAUUAUUAUUAAAAAAAAAAGCCCCUCAAAUGCACGAACUUCACUGACGUCAAAACAAAUAUACUAUAUUACCUUCGUAACGCCUCUUAUUCUUGUAACCAAACACACCCCUUUUCCCUUCAAUCCUUUGGUUUCUUUGUUUUUUUUUUCUAUGAUAUAUACUUAAACCACAAAAACCUAAACAACAAGUAGUAAUUUUGUUUGCUGGUUUUUUUGGGUUUUUUUUGGGAUCCUUUAUAUACCCUUCUUUUCGGGUUUUUGUUUUCUUUUUUAAUUUUGCAAUUGCUAUUUCGUCUCUGUUGUUCGCUUUUUUUUUUCUGGGUUUUCAUUUUGAUUUUGCAGAUACUUGCUUCAAUUUUCAGGAUUUGUUGCUGUUUCUAAUUAGGGUUUUUGAUUAUAUCACCGGCCUUAUUGUUUUUCCCCAUUUCGUUGCCUUUUAGGGUUUCGUUUUCUCCCACUUUCUUUCCUUUUUUUUUAAUUUCUAGGGUUUUUGUAGAUUUUGUUAAUCGACAAGGAAAGAAAAAAAAAGAAGGGAAAAAAAAACUUGAAGCAUCUUUUUUUUUUUGGUUUGUCAUUUUAGCUUUGAAAUUUAUUGGAAUAUCUCCUUCGUUUUGGCGGUAUUUACUGCAUUUGCCAUUUUGUUUAGUUCAGAAACUUUAAAUAUAAUCUAGGUUUUUGUUGCUUGAUAUUAAUUAAAAGAGGAAAAAAACUGUUACUGAUUUCAAAGUUUUUUCUUUUUUGUUUUUUUUUUGGGUUUAAAAAAAAAAUCAUAGAUUCACCUGGAAACUGCAUAUUGAGUGGGGGGGUUUUGAUUUUUGAAGUUAUUUUCAUUGUUUUUUUGUUUGUUUGUUGUAUUGUGGCAAUUGGGAGUGGGUUUAGAAGGUUGUUUUAAGGGAGGAAAAAAGUGGUUUAGGAUUGUAUGGGAGAGCAUGAAGGGUGGGUGGUGCAGCAGCCACCGAGUGGGCUAUUGCCGAACGGGUUGUUACCCAACGAAGCUGCCUCGGUGAUUCGGGUACUCGAUUCGGAACGAUGGAUGAAGGCCGAGGAAAGAACGGCUGAACUCAUUGCCUGCAUUCAACCAAAUGCGCCCUCAGAAGGCCGCCGUAUCGCGGUUGCUGAUUAUGUACAGCGCCUCAUUUCUAAAUGCUUCCCUUGUCAGGUGUUUACUUUUGGGUCUGUGCCCCUCAAGACAUAUUUGCCUGAUGGGGAUAUUGACUUGACGGCCUUCAGUAAGAAUCAAAGUUUGAAGGAUACUUGGGCUCAUCAGGUUCGGGAUAUGCUGGAAAAUGAAGAAAAAAACGAGAAUGCUGAAUUCCGAGUAAAAGAAGUUCAGUACAUUCAGGCCGAGGUGAAGAUAAUUAAGUGUCUUGUAGAAAAUAUUGUGGUAGACAUUUCAUUUAAUCAGCUUGGUGGCUUAUGUACCCUUUGUUUCCUUGAAGAGGUUGAUCGUUUGAUAGAUAAGAACCAUUUGUUCAAACGGAGCAUCAUAUUGAUAAAGGCCUGGUGUUAUUAUGAGAGCCGCAUAUUGGGUGCUCAUCAUGGACUUAUCUCAACUUAUGCCCUGGAAACCUUGGUUCUUUACAUAUUCCAUGUUUUCAAUAAGUCCUUUUCUGGACCACUUGAGGUUCUGUAUCGUUUUCUUGAGUUUUUUAGCAAGUUUGAUUGGGAAAACUUUUGUGUUAGCCUCUGGGGUCCUGUUCCAAUUAGUUCUCUACCAGACAUAACAGCUGAGCCUCCUCGAAAAGAUGGUGGAGAGUUGUUGCUUAGCAAAUAUUUCCUGGACACUUGUAGUUCCAGAUAUGCUGUUUGCCAAGAAAAUCAGGGCCAACCCUUCGUUUCUAAACAUUUCAAUGUGAUUGAUCCUUUGCGUAUAAAUAACAACCUUGGGCGUAGUGUUAGUAAAGGUAACUUCUUUAGGAUACGCAGUGCCUUUGCAUUUGGAGCUAAUAAGUUGGCCAGGUUACUUGAUUGUCCCAAAGAAGACCUCCAUCAUGAAGUAAAUCAAUUCUUCAUGAAUACAUGGGAAAGGCAUGGCAGUGGCCAACGCCCUGAUGCACCUGGGAACGAUCUGUAUCGCUUGAGGUUGUCAAAUUCGGACAAUGCUCAUGGAUCUAAUAAUGUCAGGAACACUUCAAACAGCAGAGGAAAUGAUAUUUCCUCUGGUUGUGACACUCAAGCUGAAGGAGUUGGUGUUUCCUCUCAGCAUUUAAUUCAUCCUUCAGAAAGCACAAGUAAGACUAGUGAUGUAUCCACUGUUUCUCGUACUCAGAGCCAAAAGAGUUAUGGUAGCACAAGCAACUCAAAGACCUCUGAUAAGGUUAGGCGGGAUUCUAAUUCCAAUAAGAAUGUGUGUAAUGAUACAGGUCAGAGUUCUAAUGCUAAAGAAAACUUGGUGACUGAUGUUCAAGGAAGAUAUCUUUUUGCAAGGACGCGUUCUAGUCCUGAGCUUACCGAAACAUAUGGGGAAGUUACUUCUCAGGGAAGGCGGAACAGAGUGCCAGAGGGUGGGAAAACCCAGAUUGCUUCCGUGAGGUCAGAUAAUAAUGGGAGGAAGAGUAUUGAAUCUGAUAUGACGGCCAGUCAUAACAUUAAAUCUUCACAUGAUGAUCCUUCAUCUGUUAGGCACGCCUCAGCACGCCAGAGUGUCAAUGCUGUUGCUAACCCAAACGGUCCUCUAAAUAGUUACCAAGAUGAUUUAGGCUUGGGUACUAUGGGUCAGGAUUUUUCAUCAAUUCCGGGUACACAAGUUAUGCCACAGGAAGAGCAAGAUCUAGUGAAUUUGAUGGCAUCUACAGCUCAUGGCUUUAAUGGUCAGAUUCCAGUUCCAUUAAAUUUAGCUGUAGGUCACUUGCCUUUUCAUAUUCAAUCUCUAUCAAUGGGAUAUAAUCAGAGAAAUUUGAGCGGAAUUCUUCCUACAAAUUUUCAAAUGUUUCCCCAAGGAUUGGUCUCUUCCCCUUUGGCUCAUUAUUUUUCUGGAGUUGGAUUAGCCUCAAACCCAGAGGAUCAAAUUGAGCCUUCUAGUGAAAAUUUUGGUUCUUCAGAAAUGAAUCAACCAGAAGUGGAACAUGAGUCGUGGCAUGAACAGGACAGGGGCUCUAGUGGUGGUUAUGACCUUGAUAAUGGAGGUUUUGAAAUGCUUCAUUUGAAUGAUAAGCAACUGUCAACUUCUGCUGGCUAUAAUUUUGUUCCUCAUUCUAGAGCAGGCAGCACUGGUAGUUCUACUAACGUCCAACAAAAGUCAUCUAAAGAAACUCGAGGAUCAACUAGGGAAGAUUAUGUCGAUGUGUCCCAGUAUCAAGAUAACAGAGGUAAUGAUGUAUACGUUGAUGAAAGAACUGCAAAUUCAAGAUCCUUGCAUGCUUUGCACACUAGUUCACUCAGAAGUAAAGCCUCAUUCGAAAGUUCUUGGGAAGGUUCAUCAGCAAAGGUCUCUAAACCCACUAGGGAGAAACAGGGUAGGAAAACAGCUGCUUCUGUACUUCCUUCUGCUGCUAGUGGGAAAGGUAAGAGUGUAUCUGAACAUUCCUCUCAGGCAGAUGAUGAAGGCAGAGAAUGGAAUCCACCAUCAAAUGUGGGCUCUGAAAUGGCAGAAAGAACUGCUGGACCUCAACUGCUUGGUUCUUUGUCUGUUCCAAGCCAUCAAAUGCCUGGAUUCGAGGCAUCUCAGACAAGUGGUUCAGAUCCGCUGAUGCCUAUUGCUCCAUUUCUCUUAGGUCCAGGUUCUGGGCAAAGAGCUAUGGAUAAUUCUGGAGUUCCUCCCCUGGCCUUCACAAUAACAGGACCACCGGUUCCAUUUUUGUUAUGCCCUGUUUACAACAUUCCGUCAGAAGCAGGAACUCCAGAUGCAUCAACGUGCCAUUUUAAUUGGGAUGAAAAUUUGGAGAACAAUGAUUCAGGUCAAAAUUUUGAGUCUGAGGGACCCGAUCAGUCUGAGGUAUCAAGUACUUCUAGUUCUACAAGAAAGGUUGCAUCUCUUGAUCCAUCUGAGCAUAAACCUGACAUUCUUAACGGUGACAUUGCUAGCCAUUGGCAAAAUCUGCAGUACGGACGGUUUUGUCAAAAUCCACGAUAUCCUCCUCUGAUUUAUCCUUCGCCUGUUGUGGUGCCACCUGUCUAUUUACAAGGUCAUUUCCCAUGGGAUGGUCCUGGUAGACCUCCAUCAAAUGUGAAUCUCUUUUCUCAGUUCAUGAAUUAUGGGCCUCGUGUUGUUCCUGUUUCUCCUCUCCAAUCUGUUCCAAAUAGACCUUCCAGUGUUUAUCAACGGUAUGUUGAUGAAAUGCCAAGAUAUCGCAGUGGUACUGGGACAUACCUGCCAAACCCUAAAGUUUCAAUGAGAGAACGCCAUUCUGUGAAUUCGAGGAGGGGAAAAUAUAAUUAUGAUAGAAAUGACCACCAUGGUGAUAGAGAAGGAAACUGGAAUGGCAAUUCAAAGUCCAGAACUGCUGGACGGAGCCAUAAUCGCAAUCAAAAUGAAAAAUCAAGGUUCACCUUUGACCAAUUGUCUGGCGUUGCUGGUGAGAGCAGAACUGAUAGGCCUUGGGGCUCACAUAGGCAUGAUUCAUUUACGUCAUACCAAUCUCGUAAUGGACCAGUCCGCUCAAACUCAUCACAAAGUAGUUCAGGCAGCAUGCCUUAUGGCAUGUACCCACUGCCAUCUAUGAACCCCAAUGGAGUAUCAUCAAAUGGGCCUACCAUGCCAUCUGUUGUCAUGCUAUACCCGUAUGAUUCCCCUGUUGAACAGCUUGAGUUUGGCUCUCUUGGACCAGUGGGUUACUCAGGCAUGAAUGAAGUAUCGCAGCCAAGUGAUGGAAGCAGCUCAGGUGGGGUAUUCGAUGAGCAAAGGUUCCAUGGUACUUCUCAACGGUCUUCACAUGACCAACCUCCUUCACCCCACCUGCAAAGAUGAGUGGCCCAUAGAGUUAACAGUCGAAAGAUGAGGAUUCCCCCGACCCCCCUUCCCUUUUGAAGGAAGAAACGACGGUGGGAGAAUCUUAUAACGCUAAAAGCCUCCCUUUACCUGGCGGUUUUUUUGGUUCUCAUCUCAUAAAAGCAAGAAGUGCAUUUUCUGAUUUGGUUUUUUCUUGCAAGACGGUCGGUCACGCAUGCUUCUUGGCUUGUGCUUUGUAUGUACACUAACAAAUGAUGGAAAUCAUUUUCGGAGGUGCUCUGUUUUUGAAGAUGCGACAGGGUAUUGGUGGAAACUGAAAAAGAAUGCAGGACUCGGAAGGUAAAAAAGAAGAGAGAAAAAGAGUUAAAAUUUAGGGUUCUACACGAUGUAACUGAAAUAGGAGCUCCUUAGGAUUACAACUGAGUUUUAUAUCAUUUUAUAAGAAAAUCUUAAAUAGGGUUUUUCAUUUUUGAUCCUUAUAAUAUUAGCUCUCUUUUUGUUAACUUCCAAAUGUUGAAAGUUACCAGUGUAUUGAUAACAUUUUCCAUCGUUAAAAGAAGAUUAGAAAUUACAAAUUUUCAAAAA